GGAACUUCAGGUGGGAGGGAGGUGGCUGUGUGAGGAGGUGCGUACUGGGACUGCAGGCUGUGUUACUGGGGCACUGGGACUGGAAGCUGCACACUGGGACUGUGAUAGAAGCUGCACACUGGGACUGUGAUAGAAGCUGCGCACUGGGACCGAGUGUGUACUGGGACUGAGCAGAGUGCGUACUGGGACCGGUCAGAGUGCGUACUGGGACCGGUCAGAGUGUGUACUGGGACCGGUCAGAGUGUGUACUGGGACCGGGCAGAGUGUGUACUGGGACGGAGUGUGUACUGGGACUGGUCAGAGUGUGUACUGGGACGGAGUGUGUACUGGAACUGUGAUAGAAGCUGCGUACUGGAACUGAGCAGAGUGUGUACUGGAACUGAGCAGAGUGUGUACUGGGACGGAGUGUGUACUGGGACUGAGCAGAGUGUAUACUGGGACGGAGUGUGUACUGGGACUGAGCAGAGUGUAUACUGGGACGGACUGUGUACUGGGACUGAGCAGAGUGCCAUACUGGGACGGAGUGUGUACUGGGACUGAGCAGAGUGCGUACUGGGACUGAGCAGAGUGCCAUACUGGGACGGAGUGUGUACUGGGACUGAGCAGAGUGUGUACUGGGACGGAGUGUGUACUGGGACUGAGCAGUGUGUGUACUGGGACUGAGCAGUGUGUGUACUGGGACUGAGCAGAGUGCCAUACUGGGACUGAGCAGAGUGCCAUACUGGGACUGAGCAGAGUGCCAUACUGGGACUGAGCAGAGUGCCAUACUGGGACUGAGCAGAGUGCCAUACUGGGACUGAGCAGAGUGCCAUACUGGGACUGAGCAGAGUGUGUACUGGGACGGAGUGUGUACUGGGACGGAGUGUGUACUGGGACGGAGUGUGUACUGGGACCGGUGUGUACUGGGACGGAGUGUGUACUGGGACCGGUGUGUACUGGGACGGAGUGUGCACUGGUCACUGGAGUAACCGCUGCCUGCUGUGGACACAUUUGCAGACUGACUUGCAGACCGGGCAUCUGGCAUGGCAGUCCUCGCCUCUCCUGGUACAGAGCUGGGCUACAUAAAGACAGUCCUGGGACAAGAGCACUUCAUGGACCUGGAUAACUCCACUCUGGCUUUGCCAACUGAGGAGAAGCUGAAGAUCAGCCGUCAGGACCUAGAGAAGGCCAGGCGGCUCCAACACCAGGUCCAGCUCACUAUGGCCAGGAAGACCAACAAGAAGAGCCUGACAAACGGCAUAAGUCACCGCUCCACCAGCAUUCCAGAUCAUGUGCAAUAUCACGCCAGAGAUGUCACUUUAUCGCCUUCCAAAUAUUACGGCACCGUCAAGGACUACUCGUCAUCUGUGUUCGAGAAUGGUGGAGGUGGCCACACACUACAUAGUAACAGGAGGCAGGAAAAUGGAUGGGGCAGAAGUUACUCAACGUACACUCAGUGGGGUAACGAGCAGGACACAAGCCAGGGCAGAACCCUGGUGCGGAAGGAUAUCUCUCCGGAACGAGUAGCUGGAUCGGCUGCGUAUGAGCAAAGAAAAAGAACGCUGAGACAUUCUGAACUCAGACAGUACAGUGUUGCACCCAUAAGAUACUCUCACUCAGAGUUUGGAACCGCGGCUAGAGCUCGGCAAAGCACCGUCAAAAAGUCCAACCAGUCUGACCAAGAUUCGGUAUUUCAAAGCGUCCCAACCAGCCCUGUCAGACCGAUCUACCAGCAGCGAAAUAGCCGAAGUCUGAAUAACCUUCUGGAGAAGGAGAACUACCAGACUGGUGCAGCUGCCGGCCAGGUUAUAACCAGAAUCCAGCCACAGAUGUCUAAUAGGGCUGGCUAUCAACAGACCAUCCAAAGGACCACAGUGUCAGGAAGAGAAUAUUUCCAGUCACCUCACACAGCUGGUGGCAUAGACUUGGGUGGGAAGACGGGGACCUUAACAGCCGGAAUGGCUGCGGCCACUGGCAGCGCGAACAUGCAGAUCCAACAUGAUGGCGGACGCCUGGAAUCUCAUGUCGGAAACACGGCCACAAUGACGUCAGAGGUGGACAUGACCCUGGAGAGAGCUGUAAGCCUGCUGCAGAAUGAGUCGACCUCCCCGUACUUACUGACGGCUGCUGCCAGCUUUAUUCAGCAUGAAUGCUUCCAGAAGAUGGAGGCCAGGAGACGGGUUUAUACCCUGGGUGGGAUCUCCAGGCUGAUCCGUCUUUUGAACUACGGCAAUGUGGAGGUCCAGCGCGUGACCUGUGCCGCCCUCAGGAACCUGGUAUUUGAGGAUAAUGACAACAAGCUGGAGGUCUGCGAGCAGCGCGGGAUGCCCACUCUUCUCAACCUACUCAGAGACACCCAGGAUGUGGAGAUCAAGAGACAGAUCACAGGGUUACUGUGGAACUUAUCAUCUAACGACCAACUGAAGGGUAUGCUGGUCCGCGACGCCCUCCGCCCCAUGACUACCAGCAUCCUCAUCCCGUGUUCCGGCUGGAGUGAAGGGGAGUACUCCAAGCAUGAGAUCCUGUCCGACGCCGACACAUUUUACAAUGCGACCGGCUGCCUGAGAAACAUGAGCUCGGCCGGGCCGGAGGGGAGGAAGGCCAUGCGGGAGUGUGACGGACUGAUUGACUCCUUAGUGUAUUACGUCAGGAGGACUGUCGCCGACCACAUGCCGGAUGACAAGGCUACAGAGAACUGCGUGUGCAUCCUACACAACCUGUCCUUCCAGCUGGAAUCCGAGGUGCCCAGUCGCUACAGCCAAAAUUUCCACCUGCAAAGCAGAGAUGCGCCCCAGAAUGAUAGAAACGUCGGCUGUUUCGGCACACGCAGCAGGAAGAUCAAAGAGGAGUGGAGAGAAGCCCCCAUGGCAGAGGAGGCCAGCAAUCCCCGAGGCGUGGAAUGGCUGUGGCAUUCUAUAGUGGUCCGGAUGUACCUGUCGCUGAUUGCAAAGAGCAGCCGGAAUUACACACAGGAGGCGUCUCUGGGGUCUCUGCAGAACCUCACCGCAGGCAGCGGGCCGAUGCCAUUCUCUGUGGCUCAGAUGGUCGUCCAGAAAGAGAGCGGUCUUCAGCACAUCCGUAACAUGCUGUUUUCCAGCAAUCCUGGGGUGAAGAGAACGGCUGUCUCGCUCCUGAGGAACAUGUCUCGGAAUUCCUCCCUGCACAAUGAGAUCGCCAGAGAGCUGAUGUCUGACCUCGUGCGGACGCUGCCAGACUCUGCGCCAGACUCCAAUAUCGCCAACGAGACAUCUGCGUCAGUCUGCUACAUAUUGAACAACCUGAUCUCUGAUGGCUCCGACAACGCCAGGUCGCUGUUACAGAAUGGUGGGGUCCAGAAACUCGUCAAUAUCAGCAUGAGCGAUAGCACUUUGUCAACUAAAUCUGGGAAAGCGGCUUCUCUUGUGCUGUAUAACCUGUGGUCCCACCAGGACCUCCACACUGCUUAUAAGAAGGCCCUGUACAAGAAGACAGAUUUCGUCAAUCCCAAGACAUCGAAGGCUUACCAUUCUCUGUGAACCUCCAAAUAACAAUGGUCUUUCUCUAGACCGGCCAGUGGAUACAGAGACAUUUGGAAGUGCCUCUCGCCCCCUGCUUACUGCCUACAUGAUGCCAAUUAGCGAACACUUUUUGUCUGUUACGUUGGAAAGUCACUGACUAGACCGUCCGGGAAGCUGAGGACUUUUUUCAGCAUAUCCUAUAUGUGUCUGCCACGUUUUUCUUUGCCGAGCUCCAGUUUUAUAUCAUAGCGCAACCCAACGCAUUUCUUUACCUCAUGCAUCGCUAGCAACUACGUAAUCAUUUAGGGUUUAAAAGCUGUAUAGUUGUUUGUUGCGACAGCGGCUUGUUGUCAAAGGACAUUGGUAUUCCAAAUUCUGGGUUGAAACUGGCUGUAAGUAGAUAUCACUGGGUCCCAUGUCAAAGGUUUCAGGAGAUCUCCAUGUCCCAGAGGCAAUUCCUCAAAGCUAAGUCACAGGCCAACCAACACCUUGUCCAUCCAGCUAUAUAAAUAUCCAACGUGUAUGAAAAAGUUGCGGAAUCCAGUACCUUCCUUGAUAGAUCAAUAGCUAGCUAGCUUUCCACCUUUUCCAAUGGUCUCUGGGUUAUUUUGCAAUCACAUGGUCAACUAAGGAUUUCAUUACAUCCAUUUUCUCGAACGGGAACUACAUCAAUCUGUUUUUGAAAUGUAUAUCCUGAUAAGACGAUUUGCAAAUGAUUGGUGGUCUCCUCACUACCUUAUGGUUGGCAGACAGCACUUACGAAGGCUAUUUCACCUGUUUAUGCUUCUGAGAAGAUUUGUAAGUCUGGACAGCUCUAUCUGUGGACUUUGUGUGUGCAUCAGGACAGACCUUUUAUAUAGUUGUUUGAUUUGUAAAAGACGUAAUGUCAACUGAGUCAUACUUCCUCCGAAAAAUGAAAAAACAAAAAGCAAAACAAAUUUUCCCAAAAAUGACUUUCCUCUGGAAAUUUGUUACAUUUUUCUUUUUAGAAUUUGUAAACGAAGUGACACGCCGCAGAAUUGCAAUUGAUGAGAUGAGUUGAGGCAGGUGAUGUCUGGAUGCUAUAAGUCACGUUUGCCGGACUGAGCUCCGGAAGUGCCCAACCAGUGCUAUGGGGUUAGACGUUAGCAUGUGAUUACUUAGGAAAACAGAUCGGACAAUACGAAAGCAGAAUUGAUGGAGUCAAUAGAAAACAGAACAUGGAACAGAGAUUCCAUGUUCUUUACAGGUUUCCAGGAUUACUGGAACGACAUUGGGCCUUUGUGUUUUAACAGAUUCCGAGAAAGAGAGUGAUAGAUACAGGAUGCAGUUAUAAUGGUAUCUUGCCGCUGCUUGCCCACAUGAACUAUUGUAACCCACCAUUAAACUGUGUACAGUUGUGUUUGCUGAUAGUUUCCGUUCUCAUAACCAUUAACCAUUCAACGCUCUAUGGAAAAAGAAGGUAUUAAUUCAUAGACUUCUUAUAACAUGGCGUUUUCUAUUACCUUUCUGGCUAGAUUAUCUAUAAUUGGGAUUCUUGUUGGGCAGAUAGAAACACAGCUGGGGGUGCCAGUCUCAUUUAUGGGUAGAAAAUACAGCUGGGGGCGCUGGUUCCAUUCAUUGACAGGAAUGCCACUGGGUGUGCCAAUCCCGUGUAUAGGUUUUGGAGCUCAUCUCUGAAGGUGCCAAAUGUUGGACAAUGAAAGACUUGUCCGAGUGUUAUUGCACUAAGGGAACCAGGGUACACUGCCAAAGGGCCAAUUGUUAUUUAGCGCAGUGGGAGUCUUUGAUUCCAGAAGAGGCGGGGCCAGUGGGCGGGUGCACCAAUAGGCAGGGAUAUUUGCAAUGACAAGGUGGAUACGGUUUUGCUUGCCUUAAGAUUGAUCACCUGAUACUAAGUCAUUGCUGCAGCCGGAGCACCUGAAGAUGGUGUUGCAUCGGUCUUAGGCGACCCUACAGCUGGUGGGGGCUGUCAGUCCUCACCCAGAGGUUCCGGCGGUCUGACAGUUUUAUGAAUUCGAUGUUAAGUUGUUGUUUUUUUAUAUCUUGUUUAGUGCCAUUUUUUUUUAUGCUUUGAUGACAUCACGUGCUGCAUUCAUACUGACAUUUGUGUUUGACCAUUCCCAUGACACUAUUAUAAAGACAUGUGACAACUC
Molecule: messenger RNA, 5611 nt
Organism: Pseudophryne corroboree (corroboree frog)
Lineage: Eukaryota; Metazoa; Chordata; Amphibia; Anura; Myobatrachidae
Gene: PKP2
Product: plakophilin 2
Exons: 13
Coding region: 1023-3494 (823 amino acids)
Biological process (GO): protein localization to plasma membrane; intermediate filament bundle assembly; cell-cell adhesion
Cellular component (GO): cytoplasm; nucleus; plasma membrane
Molecular function (GO): molecular adaptor activity; intermediate filament binding; protein kinase C binding
Source: RefSeq, a predicted model, not a curated record